Linum tenue is the source of this 270-nucleotide messenger RNA. Lineage: Eukaryota; Viridiplantae; Streptophyta; Magnoliopsida; Malpighiales; Linaceae. The record is from the annotation of a GenBank genome assembly.
AUGGCGGUGGCUUGGUCGCCUGGGUACAGAAUCACGAGGGCGAGGCAGAGGCAGAUAUUCCUGAGGUCGUACCAGCUGGCUUCGGGGAGCAAACUUCAGAGGCGGCUGUCGAGAACAGGGAGGCUGAAGAAAGUGGCGGUGAAGGUGAAGAUGGUGGUGGCUUCGCUGGUGGUUUCUUUCAUGAAAGUCGGCGGCGGGUUGAGAUCGUCUUGUAGCUCUAAGGUGGCCACUUGCGUCGCCUCCCCCGUUAAAAUUAGCAGGUUUUGCUGA